AAAUUAUACAUCACCUGUUUAAGCUAUAGUGGCUAGCUAUUCUUGAGCCACAAAAGAAUGGAUUCAAAGGGCUACAAUUGUUCAGUCAUUGCACUUGUUUCUUGCCUGGUUUUAUCCUUUUCAGUCUCUUCUUUGGCCAAAAAACAACCACAUUGUCCACUUAAAGUAGGUUUCUAUCAACAUACAUGUCCCUCUGCUGAAUCCAUUGUGAGAAAUGUUGUGAACAAAGCCGUUUCUCGUAAUCCAGGCAUUGCUGCUGGUCUUAUCAGGCUACAUUUUCAUGACUGCUUUGUGAGGGGAUGUGAUGCAUCUGUGCUAUUGGAUGGACCAAAUUCAGAAAAGGAAAGCGUAGCGAAUAAGAACAGUUUACGAGGUUUUGAGGUGAUUGAUGCAGCUAAAGCUAAGCUUGAGGCUGCAUGCCCUGGAACUGUCUCGUGUGCAGACAUUCUCGCCUUCGCUGCUCGUGACAGUUCUUACAAAGUUGGGAAAAUAAACUAUGAUGUCCAAGCAGGACGUCGUGAUGGACGCGUUUCUAUCAAGGACGAGGCUUUACCUAAUCUUCCAUCUCCAUUUGUGGGUGUCAAGGAACUGAUCAAGAGCUUUGCAAGAAAAGGGAUGUCGGUUGAUGAAAUGGUCACCCUCUCUGGUGCACAUUCUAUUGGUAUUGCUCAUUGCGCUGUUUUCGCAAAUCGGCUAUACCCUCAAAACAAGCAACAAAAUCUGCCAAUUGAUCCUGAAUAUGAAAGAAUGUUAAAGUCCAUUUGCCCACCAGAAGCACUUACAAAUGGAACAGGAGUAGCCAACCCUGCGAAUCUUGAUGUCCUAACACCAAACAAAUUGGAUAAUAGAUACUACAUGGAUUUGAAGAGUAAGAAGGGGCUGUUAGUUUCUGAUCAAACAUUGAUGAGUAAUCCUAAAACUGCGAAAAUGGUGAACUUCAACGCGAGAUAUGGCCGUGUGUGGGGUAAGAAAUUUGCAGAUGCAAUGGUGCAUAUGGGUACCUUGGAUGUCCUCACAGGGUGGAAGGGUGAAAUCAGGAAGAACUGCCAUUUUGUUAACUAAUUUGUCAUGCUUUUGCCUUUUCAGUUUUGUUAAAGUUUCCAGUACUAUUUCAGCUUUCUUGUUAUUGUUAUUGUUAUUGUGAAUUGCAGACAUCCUAUUUAAGUGAGGAUGGUUCAAUCUUUGUUCAAUUUUUACAGAUGAAUCUUCUUAAUAGAACUUAUUCUUGAUUGGUAG
Nicotiana attenuata is the source of this 1236-nucleotide messenger RNA. RefSeq names its product peroxidase 5-like. NCBI's taxonomy places the organism in Eukaryota, Viridiplantae, Streptophyta, Magnoliopsida, Solanales, Solanaceae. Gene Ontology annotation, molecular function: heme binding; peroxidase activity. Gene Ontology annotation, biological process: response to oxidative stress; hydrogen peroxide catabolic process. Gene Ontology annotation, cellular component: plasmodesma; plant-type cell wall. The record is from RefSeq and is a predicted model, not a curated record. The coding region runs from base 58 to 1062 and encodes 334 amino acids. The transcript is spliced from 2 exons.